Molecule: messenger RNA, 2232 nt
Organism: Metarhizium album ARSEF 1941
Lineage: Eukaryota; Fungi; Ascomycota; Sordariomycetes; Hypocreales; Clavicipitaceae
Product: pre-mRNA splicing factor ATP-dependent RNA helicase PRP43
Exons: 2
Coding region: 1-2232 (743 amino acids)
Cellular component (GO): intracellular anatomical structure; spliceosomal complex
Molecular function (GO): RNA helicase activity; ATP binding; RNA binding
Source: RefSeq, a predicted model, not a curated record
AUGUCCAAUUUCAGCGAUUCCAAGGCCAUCAAACGAGCCAGCGCCGACGUAGACGAGACUCCCAGAAAAACGGCCAAGAAAAGCGAUCGCGAGGAAACAUAUAACCCGUACCUCGCCCACAUGGACCAGGAGAGCAAUGGCUAUGACGGCGAUGAAGCGCCACCAGGUUCAAUUUUGGCGGGCAUGAAGCGCCGCCAAACCACUGCUGCCCAAGCCUCCAAGGCGGAAGAUUCUGCCAUCAACCCCUUUACGGGCAAAUCCCACUCUCAGCAGUACUUCAGGAUUCUUCAAACUCGCCGCGACUUGCCAGUGCACAAGCAAAGGCAAGAAUUUCUCGACAAAUACCAAUCGACUCAAAUUCUCGUGUUUGUCGGUGAGACUGGUUCCGGCAAAACGACCCAGAUCCCCCAGUACGUUGUGUACGAUGAGCUGCCCAAGCUCACCGGCAAGCUCAUCGCUUGCACCCAGCCGCGUCGAGUGGCCGCCACGUCCGUCGCACAGCGUGUCGCCGACGAAAUGGACGUCGCUCUGGGCGAGGAGGUCGGUUACAGUGUCCGAUUCGACGACUGCUCAAGCCCCAAAACUAUGCUCAAGUACAUGACGGACGGUAUGCUUCUGCGCGAAGCCAUGCACGACCACGACAUGUCUCGCUACAGCUGCAUCAUUCUUGACGAAGCCCACGAGCGCACGCUUGCCACCGAUAUUCUCAUGGCUUUGCUGAAGCAGAUCGCGGGCCGACGUCCAGACCUGAAGAUUAUUGUCAUGUCUGCCACGCUUGACGCGCAAAAAUUCCAGAAAUACUUCAAUGACGCGCCUCUGCUGGCUGUGCCCGGCAGAACGCACCCCGUCGAGAUUUUCUACACGCCCGAGCCGGAGAAAGACUACGUCGAGGCCGCCAUUCGAACCGUCUUGCAGAUUCAUGCGUCGGAAGGCGAGGGCGAUAUUCUCCUCUUCUUGACCGGUGAGGACGAGAUUGAAGAUGCCUGCCGCAAAAUCAGUCUGGAAGCCGACGAACUACAAAGAGAGGUGGACGCGGGACCUCUGGUCGUGUAUCCAUUGUACGGAACCCUGCCGCCUCACCAGCAGCAGAAGAUCUUCGAGAAGGCCCCGUCGCCGUUGAGAAAGGGAGGCCGUCCCGGCCGCAAGGUCAUCGUGUCCACCAACAUUGCAGAAACCUCGCUUACCAUUGACGGCAUCGUCUAUGUCGUGGAUCCUGGUUUCAGCAAACAAAAGAUUUACAAUCCUCGUAUCCGAGUCGAGUCUCUCCUCGUGUCUCCCAUCUCCAAGGCCUCGGCCCAACAGCGAGCUGGUCGUGCUGGUCGUACCAAGCCCGGAAAGUGCUUCAGAUUAUACACAGAAAAGGCAUUCAAGAAGGAGCUGAUACAGCAGACGUACCCCGAAAUCCUGCGAUCCAACUUGGCCAACACGGUUCUGGAACUGAAGAAGCUGGGUGUCGAGGAUUUGGUUCAUUUUGAUCUGAUGGACCCGCCCGCACCAGAAACCAUGAUGAGAGCCCUCGAGGAGCUCAACUACCUCGCAUGUCUCGACGACGACGGCGAACUCACCACACUGGGCAGCCUGGCAUCAGAGUUCCCUCUGGACCCUUCACUGGCAGUCAUGUUGAUUUCCUCCCCCGAGUUCUACUGCUCCAACGAGAUGCUCAGCAUCACGUCUCUUCUGUCCGUGCCUCAGAUCUUCGUCCGGCCCGCCAACAACCGCAAACGCGCAGACGAGAUGAAGUCGCACUUUAGCCAUCCAGACGGCGACCACUUAACCCUGCUCAACGCCUAUCACGCCUUCAAGGGCCAGGCUACCUCUGACCCAGAUAGCCUCAAGAAAUGGUGUCAUGAGCACUUCCUCUCGUUCCGCCACCUGAGCAGUGCAGACAGCGUCCGCGCCCAACUCAAGCGCAUCAUGGAAACGCACGGCUUGGAGCUCGUCUCCACACCAUUUGAGGACAAGAACUACUACACUAACAUCCGGCGGGCGCUACUGGCCGGUUUCUUUAUGCAGGUCGCCAUGAAGGAGAGCUCAGGCAAAGUCUACCGCACCGUCAAGGAUGAUCAGGCCGUCUUGAUCCAUCCGUCCACCGUGCUCCGCACAGAGUUUGACUGGAUCCUCUAUAAUGAAUUUGUGCUGACGUCGAAGCAAUACAUCCGUACGUGUACGGGCAUCAGGCCAGAAUGGCUACUUGUGAGUGACAGACAGCCUUGGCCCCCUUCCCCCUGUUGA